AUUUGAUUUGUAGGUCAUCAACAAAUACUGGCACGUUCGUCCUUGACAAUCCAGUAGUGUCCUUGUUCCGCUCACACCGAGUCCAGUUAUUACUUCGAGUUCGUCGUUCACAAACUGCAUAUGUUAUCGUCACCAUUAGGGUUUAGUGUUCAAAGAAAUGUAAAGAUAAAAUCGGUUUAUCAGGCUAUUGGUAUAUUGAUUGGAGUGUGCUUUUUAAUAUUCUAUAUCACAGUGAGAGAUGUGGAAACGGCAGUUUGUUGUUCUUUUUCAAUUUUAUUCGGGUUUGUUGGAUUAUAUGUCGACAUUCAGCUGCUUAGAGGACACUGGAGAGUAUGGCCAUUCAUCCUUCGACGGUACAUGUGGCUGGGCAUAUUAGGGUCAAUCCUCUCUUCCGCUGUUCUUCUGGGGAACUUAUACUAUGAGGUGAAACACUACCAGAUGUCAUCGUAUCAGUCAGAUUUGUGGUCGUUGUCGUCCCUACACUGGUCUGCCAUCCUAGCCUGGUCAUCUAGGAAGUACCAUGCUUUGCUAACAGAUGUCUAUACGCUAUCGAAAGGUCAUAGUUAGAGACUUAUCAGCCCGUAUUACUGUGAUGAAAAAAGAACCCCAUCGAAACUAUAGGUAUAUGCUAAAAUUUAACUUCAUGCUUUAUUUAAGUUACUUUGCUUUUUAUGAACUUUUAUUGCAUUGGCACAUAUAUUGUUUGCCUUAUUUUCCGAUAUUGAUUUAAAUUUUGUACCUUUUCAAAAAAAGAUAAUUGAACUUUUCA
Molecule: messenger RNA, 769 nt
Organism: Schistosoma turkestanicum
Lineage: Eukaryota; Metazoa; Platyhelminthes; Trematoda; Strigeidida; Schistosomatidae
Source: the annotation of a GenBank genome assembly